CAGCGCAGUGGCGGGCACGCGCAGCCGAGAAGAUGUCUCCGACGCCGCCGCUCUUCAGUUUGCCCGAAGCGCGGACGCGGUUUACGAAGUCUACCAGAGAGGCCUUGAACAACAAAAACAUCAAGCCAUUGUUAAGUACCUUCAGCCAGGUACCUGGCAGUGAAAAUGAAAAAAAAUGUACCCUUGACCAAGCUUUCAGAGGUGUUCUAGAAGAAGAAAUUAUAAAUCAUUCAUCAUGUGAAAACGUUUUAGCUAUUAUUUCUCUUGCUAUUGGGGGAGUAACUGAAGGUAUUUGUACCGCAUCUACACCUUUUGUAUUGUUGGGAGAUGUUUUGGAUUGUCUUCCUUUGGAUCAGUGUGACACAAUAUUCACUUUUGUGGAAAAAAAUGUUGCUACCUGGAAAUCAAAUACAUUCUAUUCUGCUGGGAAAAAUUACUUACUACGUAUGUGCAAUGAUCUCCUAAGAAGAUUGUCUAAAUCCCAGAAUACGGUCUUCUGUGGACGGAUUCAGCUCUUUCUCGCCAGGCUUUUCCCACUGUCUGAGAAAUCAGGUCUUAACUUACAGAGUCAGUUUAACCUGGAAAAUGUCACUGUUUUCAAUACCAAUGAGCAGGAAAGCACCCUGGGUCAGAAGCACACUGAAGAUAGAGAAGAAGGAAUGGAUGUAGAAGAAGGUGAAAUGGGAGAUGAGGAAGCUCCAACAACGUGCUCUAUUCCAAUUGAUUACAACCUGUAUCGAAAAUUCUGGUCACUUCAGGAUUACUUCAGGAACCCCGUGCAAUGCUAUGAGAAGAUUUCAUGGAAAACUUUUCUCAAGUAUUCUGAAGAAGUUUUAGCUGUUUUUAAGAGUUAUAAAUUAGAUGAUACUCAGGCCUCAAGAAAAAAGAUGGAAGAAUUGAAAACAGGAGGAGAGCAUGUAUAUUUUGCAAAAUUUUUAACAAGUGAAAAGCUGAUGGAUUUACAACUGAGUGACAGUAACUUUCGUCGACACAUCCUGUUGCAGUAUCUCAUUUUAUUCCAAUAUCUCAAGGGGCAGGUCAAAUUCAAAAGUUCAAACUAUGUUUUAACUGAUGAACAAUCACUUUGGAUUGAAGAUACUACAAAAUCAGUUUAUCAACUACUAUCUGAAAACCCCCCCGAUGGAGAAAGAUUUUCAAAGAUGGUAGAGCAUAUAUUAAACACUGAAGAAAACUGGAACUCAUGGAAAAAUGAAGGUUGCCCAAGUUUUGUGAAAGAAAGAACAUCAGAUACCAAACCUACGAGAAUAAUUCGGAAGAGAACAGCACCCGAGGACUUCCUAGGGAAAGGACCCAGCAAAAAAAUUCUGAUGGGAAAUGAGGAGUUAACAAGGCUUUGGAAUCUUUGUCCUGAUAAUAUGGAAGCCUGUAAAUCAGAGACAAGGGAAUACAUGCCCACUUUGGAGGAAUUCUUUGAAGAAGCCAUUGAACAGGCAGACCCUGAAAAUAUGGUUGAAAAUGAAUAUAAGGCUGUGAACAAUUCAAAUUAUGGUUGGAGAGCCCUGAGACUAUUAGCACGGAGAAGCCCUCACUUCUUCCAGCCAACCAACCAGCAGUUUAAAAGUUUACCAGAAUAUCUUGAAAACAUGGUAAUAAAGCUAGCCAAGGAAUUACCGCCUCCUUCUGAAGAAAUAAAAACAGGUGAGGAUGAAGAUGAGGAAGAUAAUGAUGCUUUACUGAAGGAAAAUGAAAGUCCUGAUGUUCGGCGAGACAAACCUGUAACAGGAGAACAAAUAGAGGUAUUUGCCAACAAGCUGGGUGAACAAUGGAAGAUUCUGGCUCCCUACUUGGAAAUGAAAGACUCAGAAAUUAGGCAGAUUGAGUGUGACAGUGAAGACAUGAAGAUGAGAGCUAAGCAGCUCCUGGUUGCCUGGCAAGAUCAAGAGGGAGUUCAUGCAACACCUGAGAAUCUGAUUAAUGCACUGAAUAAGUCUGGAUUAAGUGACCUUGCAGAAAGUCUAACUAAUGACAAUGAGACAAAUAGUUAGCUUCUUUUUUUUCUUUUUAUUAAAACUGUGAUAGAUUUUGUUACCAAGCAGCAUUUGAUAAGAGGUCCACUGGUUUUGGUAAACAAUAAACAUUUUUAUAACAA
Molecule: messenger RNA, 2110 nt
Organism: Mandrillus leucophaeus (drill)
Lineage: Eukaryota; Metazoa; Chordata; Mammalia; Primates; Cercopithecidae
Gene: THOC1
Product: THO complex 1
Exons: 21
Coding region: 33-2006 (657 amino acids)
Biological process (GO): regulation of DNA-templated transcription elongation; mRNA export from nucleus; signal transduction
Cellular component (GO): THO complex part of transcription export complex
Molecular function (GO): protein binding
Source: RefSeq, a predicted model, not a curated record